AAACGUAAUUAGGAGUUUCCUUUCAGUUUGUCAACAUUGGACAUCGGUAAUGAUUUGAAAUUGGAAAAUCGUUUAGUCGAUUAAAACAUCAGCUGAGUUUAUUGGAAAGCACCCGAUGUAUGGUGUCACAUGAUGUCAGUUCAACAACAUGGACGGAGUUCGGAUAUUUCUCAGCCAAGUUGGUUUAAUCGAAUAUUAUGACAUUUUUAUGGCAAAAGGAUUUGACAAGGAGGGUGACAUUUGCUAUUUGAAUGAUGAAGAUUUGAACACCAUGUACAUAAUUGAUGCCAAAGAUAGACAGACGAUUCUACAUGCAGCUCGCCACUACGAACCGAGCAAGCAGUACCGGCUUCACGAGUGGCUGCAUGGGUCUGGGCUGGAGCACUACUUCGAGAGCUUCCUGCAGAGCGACCUCUUGGAUCUCGCCGCCGUUGCGCGCCUCCAACUUCCUGAUGAGCAACUGUACGACGAGCUUGAGAUUACUCUGCCGGGACACAAGCGACGUCUAGAGCGCGCAGUUAAACAGCUUGUCCUAAUGCACACUACCGAGCUUCCGGUCAUUGUUUCCGAGGUCUCCUGUGACGUUAUGUCUAAGAACAGUGACGUCAUAAGAAGCUCGUGCAUUUCAUCGACACCACCUGAAGUGGCGGUUGCAUUUGGGAGGUGGGCAAAGCCUUUCUGCCUUAGAGACGCUAAGUACGACUUCCUGUUACUGAACGCUACCGUCGUGUCCACCCUGGACUCUCGAGACCGCGUGGAUAUUGAAUUCAUGGUAGAUUCCGGAAGUGACGUUGUAACACUGCGACAGACUGUGCUCGAUACACUGGACUUGGAACUGAUUGGACCGAUUAACAGCAAGGGUGUGCACGCUUCACGUGUGAAGAACCUUUACAAGGCAAACAUACUCAUCGGCAAUACAUCACUUGAAAUUGAAGUUAUUGGUGAAAGCUAUGAUUCAAUUGGUAGUCGCGUUAUACGUCACUUCCGUCACUUCAUUUCCGGUUCCCAGCAUGUAUGGCUGAAAGGCGAUUAUUUAGACCCAACACUGAAAUCAGAAGAGAUUAAGCCGGUCUCCAUUUCUGAAUGUAUAUCAAGUGAGAGUUCUAGUAUUGAAUGGGACGAAUCAACUAGUGCGCUAACAAAGGAAACAACCGACACAGAUGUAGACAAGAACGAAGAUAGUGAAAAAGCAGAACACAUCGAUGACUUAGUAAAGUCUGAUUCAGUACCUAAAAUUAUCAGAGUAAUACCAAACCCUAUUUCAGAAAUUAAAGGUAUUCAGAAACCAGGCCCGUUCGAGUUCAAAGGCUUUGAAAACGAAAAUGGGGUAAACAGUACGGACCAAUCUCAAGAGGAGAUAGAUGAAACAGACAAGUUCAUUUCCGAUUCUUCCGACGUCAUUGAUAUCGGACCAAUCAUUGCUGAGAAUAGGAAAAGGCAUGCGCAGAACAGUAACUUUUCAAAUCGGAAUUCUCUGUCGCCGGAUAGAGCUCUUGGGAAGGUGGUUAAGAGAAGCAGACGAUCUCCGGCCGUAGAAAAACGCGCCAAAUUGGAUGCCGCGAUUUCCGAAAAGUGUAAAGUCCGAACUAUUCUCAAUCAACGCUCCGUAUUUUAUCAUUGCCAGGAUUCUCAAAACAGAUAACAAUUUAAAGCAAUAUUCACAAUUAUAUCACGUUGUUGUGAUUUUUUUUAUUGCAUUUGUAUUUUUUAAAUUAUAAUGUGUUUGUAAGAAAUAUUUUAUUUACUUAUAAAAUUGGACUAAUCGUAGAACAGUUUCUGCUUAAGAUUCACGUUAACAUCUCAGGAAGUUAGCGGUCAACCACACAGGGUUCCCUGCCAACCUGGAAAUCAGGGAAAACCUGGAAAAAGACUUUCACUUUUUCCAGUCAGGGAAAAGUCAAGGAAUUUGGGAAAAGUUCCCGAAAUAAGGGAAUUUUGUUUUGUCAGACUUUUCGACUUGUGUCGAGAAGUCCAUACAAUUAAAACAGCAAAUCGUUUCCUCUGCAUGGCUAUGGUCAAUAAUGGUGGCUUUGUAGUAUACAUGUAGCUUAGUUAUGUAUGCAACUGCUAUUUAUUGAGGGUGUCUUAAACAAGAAAUAGGUCGAAAUUAUGAUCCUGGAAUUUUGUUUAUCCAAAAAGCUGAGAACCCUGCCACAUGAAAAGCAGUUUACAUGUCCGUUUUCUGCAAAAUUAUGGAAAUUAUGAUAUUGUCCCGAAUGGUCUACGUCUUUUACUCAAUGUCAAUGUAGGUAACUUAACUCAACUUAACUUGAGAAUGACAUGAUCAUCUUGUUACAGAAGUUUACUAUUGCAAUUUGUGAGAGAGUUCGAGCUGACCAUCUGCAGCGGACAAACAACACUGAACAAUCUUUACAACAUGAACUAUUUAAAAAUGAUUUCAAUAAAAUGCAGAAUGAUAUUUUCAAGGAAACAGAAGAAAAACAGGUUCAAUUAGAUAAAAAACAUAAACAAAAAUUUAAGUUACUGAGACACGAACGCUCUAAACAUCUUCAAACAGAAAGCGAACAAAGCGAACGAAACAUCACUAAUUUACACGAUGGAAUAGUAAAAACGGGGAAGGACCUGAUUCACAGUGUAUAAACCAAUUGUAUCAUACCCGGAUGUUGCGAUAUGAUUGCCAUGGCGUUACGGCAAUAUUUACAGACCGCUGUUAAUUUUGAUACAAAUCCAUGGAUUAAUACUGCAAACAAGUAAGUAAACUCUGUACUUUAGAUGUCGUAGAGAAUAAAGUUUCCCUUGAUAACGUAUAAAUCCGCUUCGAAGAAGUUGUUGUUUAUGAAAACAUUGAAAAUCACCGAAGAAAACUGGAAAAAAACAUGUUGCUCUAUGCCAAAAUAUCAUUUUUUGUCUAAAAUCUGUUUUGAAAUAUACAUAUUUGUGUAUGUAAUAUAUUGCAAUUGAAGUCAAAUAACUGUUAUGAUACAUAUAAUCUAUCGGCAUUUUGAAAAUACUAAGAUAUUGAUUAAAAUAAAGAAGAUGUUUUUUUUAAAUGAUUAUCAUACAGCGAUGCUGUAUCAUUGAUUGCGAUUACAUUAUAUGCAUUCAAUUGCUAUAAAUCUAUGCCGAUUUUGCAUCUUUGAUUGGUCGAAUAUUCACACAUGUCACAAAUAUGGUUAACUGAAGAGAUUAAACUUAUUCCAGA
This is a messenger RNA of Dreissena polymorpha, 3163 nucleotides long. RefSeq lists its product as uncharacterized. The transcript is spliced from 5 exons. The record is from RefSeq and is a predicted model, not a curated record. The coding region runs from base 149 to 1642 and encodes 497 amino acids. NCBI's taxonomy places the organism in Eukaryota, Metazoa, Mollusca, Bivalvia, Myida, Dreissenidae. Gene Ontology annotation, molecular function: protein binding.